UACAAAUUAUGUUAUUUUUUACAAGGGUCACGGGUGCUAUAAUCAUUGGUUAUCUAUUGUUAAGACUUUUUUUAGAAUCGUUUUUCCACCUACAAAAUAAUCGUAGACAACAAAAUCCAAACAUUAAGAAUGGUCACCGUAAUUUGUGCAUUGCGCCCUCUCUUGUCGAUACAAAAUAUAAUGAACUUUGACAAUCACGUGCGUGUGGUGUUGACUUCAUGUCAUGUGUCGUCGGUUGUCUGCAAAAACUACGCAUGGUUUUGGGCUUAUUCUGCUGUUGAGGCAUGGUUGGUUGAGGUUCCCAUGAUGAUCAAACCAAUCUUAUCGCUCUUGGCUUUGUGCCUCAUCCACCAAGCAACAACCAGACCACUCCUGAUGAAUCCGGUCCAAACCAGUCUAUACCAGUUUUUUCAGGACCAACCCAAAUCUAAUGGUUUAGGAUGUGAUGCUUGCAAGCUUGCAAUAAGUGCAGUCGAUACUCUCUUGGAGAUGAAUUCUACUGAAGAUGAUAUCCUUGCCGUCUUGGUGGACAUUUGUAAAGUGGGGAAAAUUGAGUCAGCAAGAGUUUGUGAAUUCAUUGCACCAGAGUUCAAGGAUGAAUUGUUUGGAGUACUCGUUGGUCAUUAUGCGACACCAACACAGAUUUGUGGAUCCUUACUUGGCAGUGACUGUGGUGUACCGUAUAAUCCAGAUGCACUGUGGAAUAUCACUCUGCCCAAAACACCUAAGCCACCUGUUGUCGUUCCACAACCACCAAAGAAAGGCUUGCCAACGAUGAAUGUACUUCAUAUAAGUGAUUUACAUUGGGAUAGAAUGUACAUGGAGGGAACCAAUGCAGAGUGCGGGGAACCACUUUGCUGUCGCUCUAAUGACGGACCACCAGCUAAAGGGGUACCCGGAGCAGGCAAAUGGGGAGACUACAGAGGGUGUGACACCCCAACAAGAGUUGUGGAAAAUCUGCUGGAAACAAUCGCCCAGACACACAAGAUUGAUUUAGUUUACUUAACUGGUGACAUUCCAGCGCAUGAUGUGUGGAACCAGACACGUCAAGAUCAGACUAGCGCCCUCAACGAAACAACGCAAUACUUGAUGAAAUACCUCCCUGGGGUACCAGUUUACUCUGCACUUGGCAACCAUGAAAGUUCACCGGUUAACAGUUUCCCACCUCCGUUUGUGACUGGUCAUAACUCUAUAACAUGGCUGUAUCAAUCUAUGGUGGACUCAUGGGUGACUGACGCUAAGUGGCUACCUAAAGAAACAACAUCUACAAUUAUCAAGGGUGGAUACUACACGGUACCAGUCUAUCCGGGUUUAAGAGUCAUCUCAUUGAAUAUGAACAUGUGUAACAAUCAAAACUGGUGGUUGUUAGAUAAUGAAGUAGAUCCAGCUAACGAGCUCCAGUGGUUAAUUGAUGUCUUGCAGAAAGCAGAGGAUGAGAAUGAGUUUGUUCACAUCCUAGGUCAUAUCCCACCAGGAUCUGGUGAUUGUUUACCACAAUGGAGCUGGAAUUACAACCAAAUCAUUAACAGAUAUGAAAGUACCAUAAGAGGACAGUUUUUUGGCCACACCCAUAAAGACAGUUUUGAGUUGUUUUAUGAUGAGAAGACGAAACGUCCAACAAGUAUGUUGUACAAUGGUGGCAGUGUUACCACCUACUCAAACAUCAAUCCUAACUAUAGAAUCUAUGAGGUAGAUGGACAUUACCUCAAUAGCUCAUGGGCUGUAUUAGAUCAUUCCACAUAUGUCAUGAACAUAACUGAUGCAAACCUCACAGAUAAACCGAUAUGGAAACUGGAAUACACAGCAAAGGCUGCCUAUGGUCUAAAAGAACUACAGCCCAGGGACUGGAAUAAACUUGUAGAAACAUUUCAAACAGAUGACAAGAUGUUCAACAAAUAUUACAGAUACCAUUACAAGUUGAACAUACCUGGGCCUUGUGAUGCUUCUUGUAAGUCAAGUUUGUUGUGUGAUCUUAAAUCUGCACGGUCCCAUGAUGAUACCUACUGUAAGUAGGAAGGUCACGACAACUGCACCUUGACCUCGGGUCAACUCCGAGGUCAGAGGUUAUGACCUCAGAGAUGAAAAUGUUACCAAAGUGAUUUCAACGUAGAAGCCUCUGAGAACAAUGUGCAAGUUCUGUAAAGGAAGAACAGAACUGGGAGAGAGAAUUUUCCCACCGAAUGUUGUGACCGAGGUACUCUUAGAAAAUUAGCAUGGAUGAACUGCAUUUAUUUUCAUUGAAUGACUGUAAACAGUAAACACUUUCUUCCUAAAGACUUUCUUCUUAGGGUUUGGCUACUUUUUUUUGGCUACGUAUUUCCCAAAACACAAACGUCCACAGAUUUAUAUUAAACUCACAUGGUUUAAAAAUAUUGAUGGUAGAAUGCUUCACUUCAAAUUGUAUGUGCUGAGGUGCUGUCGUAUAUGAGAAAUGAGUAAACAAUUUCACAAGAAUUUUGUUUUUUGAGUGAGACAAAA
Messenger RNA from Asterias rubens (European starfish), 2478 nucleotides. Its product is annotated as sphingomyelin phosphodiesterase-like. Gene Ontology annotation, biological process: ceramide biosynthetic process; sphingomyelin catabolic process. Gene Ontology annotation, molecular function: acid sphingomyelin phosphodiesterase activity. The record is from RefSeq and is a predicted model, not a curated record. Lineage: Eukaryota; Metazoa; Echinodermata; Asteroidea; Forcipulatida; Asteriidae. The coding region runs from base 130 to 2013 and encodes 627 amino acids. Gene Ontology annotation, cellular component: lysosome. The transcript is spliced from 13 exons.